AUGGAGCACACAUCUAAUAAUAGGUCCAAUAACGAAGAUAUCAAAUUUAUCAAAAAGCUACAAAGUGAAAAUAUUACCUUAAUCAGUUACUCGGAAGUUAAAAAUACAAAAUUUAUAAAAACUAUGCACUAUGGGGUUACCGUAAGAGGCCAAUGGCGUAAUCAUAAC
Molecule: messenger RNA, 168 nt
Organism: Racocetra persica
Lineage: Eukaryota; Fungi; Glomeromycota; Glomeromycetes; Diversisporales; Gigasporaceae
Source: the annotation of a GenBank genome assembly